Neoarius graeffei (lesser salmon catfish) is the source of this 1635-nucleotide messenger RNA. It is a transcript of the gene spag6, whose product is annotated as sperm associated antigen 6. The record is from RefSeq and is a predicted model, not a curated record. NCBI's taxonomy places the organism in Eukaryota, Metazoa, Chordata, Actinopteri, Siluriformes, Ariidae. The transcript is spliced from 12 exons. Gene Ontology annotation, biological process: neuron projection extension; sperm axoneme assembly; epithelial cilium movement involved in extracellular fluid movement. Gene Ontology annotation, molecular function: microtubule binding. The coding region runs from base 88 to 1635 and encodes 515 amino acids. Gene Ontology annotation, cellular component: sperm principal piece; axoneme; microtubule cytoskeleton.
CUUCUGUCUCCUGCUUAGUGCGCGUCAGUCCCAAGACGUUACCAUGGCAGAUUCAACACAAGUCGAGAGAACGCGAGGAUUGAAACGAUGAGCCAGCGACAAGUUUUACAAGUUUUUCAGCAGUACCAGAAAGAAAGGAUGAUAUUUGCGCAAACGGUUGCAGAGCUUGCAACAAGACCUCAGAAUAUUGAAACACUUCAAAAUGCAGGUGUGCUGUCCCUCCUGAGGCCUCUCCUCAUGGAUGCAGUACCGACUAUCCAACAUUCGGCUGCUCUGGCUCUUGGAAGACUCGCCAGCUACAACAAUGACCUCGCCGAGGCUGUAGUGAAUGGAGACAUUCUGCCUCCGCUUGUCUACUCGCUGGCCAAACAGAACCGCUUCUAUAAGAAGGCAGCAGCGUUUGUUCUCCGUGCCGUGGCAAAGCACUCACCCGAGUUGGCACAAGCCGUAGUAGACUGUGGUGCCCUCGAUGCUCUCGUUAGCUGCCUGGAGGAGUUCGAUCCUGGAGUGAAAGAGGCGGCUGCAUGGGCACUGGGUUACAUCGCUCACCACAAUAGCUCAUUGGCUCAGGCGGUGGUGGACGCAGGCGCUGUUCCUCUGCUUGUUCUCUGCCUCCAGGAACCCGAGAUUGCCCUGAAAAGGAUCUCCGCUUCGACACUAAGCGACAUCUCUAAACACUCGCCAGAGCUUGCACAAACUGUAGUGGACACUGGAGCCAUUGCACACCUGGCACAGAUGAUCCUGAACUCGGACACCAAACUGAAGAAGCAUGUGCUCUCAGCUCUAGGCCAAAUAUCCAAACACUCUGUGGAUCUGGCAGAGAUGGUGGUGGAGGCUGAGAUCUUCCCUGCUGUACUGACCUGCCUUAAAGACCCAGAUGAUUAUGUGAAGAAGAACGUCAGCACCUUGAUGCGAGAGAUCACAAAACACACCCCUGAGUUAUCCCAGAUGAUUGUGAAUGCCGGAGGUGUUGCAGCUGUGAUUGAUCAUUUACAGGACUCCAGAGGGAACGUGCGAUUACCUGGUAUCAUGAUGCUCGGCUAUGUGGCUGCACACACAGAGAACCUCGCCAUGGCUGUUAUUGUAUCUAAGGGUGUACCACAGCUGACUAUCUGUCUGGCGGAGGAGACGGAGGAUCACAUAAAGACUGCAAUAGCCUGGGCACUGGGGCAGAUCGGCCAUCACACACCUGAGCAUGCAAAAGCUGUGGCCAUGUCCAAUGUGCUUCCCAAACUGCUGACUCUCUACCUGGACACGCAGAGCUCUGAGGACCUGCAAGUCAAGGCAAAGAAGGCUUUAAAGAGCAUCCUUCAGAAGUGCACGUACCUUCCAGCACUGGAGCCACUCCUCUACGAAGCUCCCAGUAAUGUUCUCAAACACAUCAUCUGCCAGUUCAGCAAGGUUCUUCCACAUGACAGUAAAGCACGGAGGUUAUUUGUAACUAGCGGAGGACUGAAGAAGAUGCAGGAAAUUAAAGUUGAGCCUGGCUCCGAGCUGCAGGAGUACAUCAACACUAUUAACAACUGCUACCCUGAGGAGAUAGUCAGGUACUACUCACCUGGAUAUUCAGAAGCACUACUGGAAAGGAUUGCGAACUAUAAGCCUGUUGGACAGAAAGCUCCUCUCCAGGAUUAG